CGCACGCCUCGGCGCGCUGCAUCGGGCUCGGUGACAGCGGCGGGUUGGAGACACCCUCGCCGAACGCGGCGGGAGGUUCCGCUCCCAGCCGGCACCGAGAGCCGGGUUCAGCGGCGGCUCCUCGCUGUCCGCAACCCGCCGGCAGUCCUCGCCGAGCCCCCGCCGCCCGCCUGGCAGGGCUGCCGAAGCAUGCGGAGCCAUGGGCCAGGGCUGCGGACACUCCAUCCUCUGCCGGAGCCAGCCGUACCAGGCGGCCGCGUCUGACCUACGGGGCCAGCAGGUUUUCCUGAAGGUGGAGGACGCCGUGCCCGGCUCCGAGGCGCUACAGGACGCCCUGCUGAGCCUGGGGGCCGUGAUCGACGUCUCCUGCCUGCGGGACGCCCUCCGCCAUGCCCUCGUCUCCCUGCUGCCCAGGGUGGAGCACGUCUACAUCUACCUGCUGGACGGGGAAACCCGGCUGAUCUGCGACGACCCCCCCCAUGAGCUGCCGCCCGAGGGGAAGCUCAGGGAUGCGGUGCGGCGGCAGAAGCGGCUGGAGUGCGGGGGGCUGCCCCCCGCCGAGCUCCCCGGCCGGCAGCUGGGCCCCCUGGCAGCACCCCUGGCCCCCGGCACGCAAGUGCUCAUCAUCCCGCUGGUGGACAAGGACAGCGGGGCCGUGGUGUGCGUCAUCCUGGUACACUGCGGCCAGCUGAGCGAGUCGGAUGAGCAGAACCUGCGUGCGCUGGAGAGACACACCCUGGUGGCGUACCGGCGCCUGCAAGCCCUGCAGAAGCUGCAGCCCUGGCCCCAGGUCAGCCUCUCCACCAGCUCCUCCCAGAACUCCCUGGCCAAGCCCGAGAAGGCGCCCGACAGCGGCUACAGUGACCUGGACUGCAAGAUCCUGCAGCUCUGCGGCGAGCUGUACGACCUGGACGCCGCCUCGCUCCAGCUCAAGGUCGUCAACUACUUGAAGCAGGAGACCCAGUCGCUGUGCUGCUGCCUCCUGCUCGUCUCUGAGGACAACCACCAGCUCUUCUGCCAGGUGGUGGGGGACCGCGUCCUCGAGGAGGAGAUCAGCUUUUCGCUGACCUUCGGGCGCCUGGGGCAGGUGGUGGAGGACAAGAAGUCCAUCAUCUUGAAGGACAUCAGCGAGGAGGAGCACAAGCAGCUGAGCAGCAUGUUGGGCUGCGAGGUCACCUCCAUGCUCUGCGUCCCCGUCAUCAGCCGCGCCACCUCCCAGGUGGUGGCAUUGGCCUGCGCCUUCAACAAGCUGAGCGGGGAGAGCUACACGGAGGCGGACGAGCACAAGAUCCAGCACUGCUUCUGCUACACCUCCACGGUGCUCACCAGCACCUUGGCCUUCCAGAAGGAGCAGAAGCUCAAGUGCGAGUGCCAGGCCCUGCUGCAGGUGGCGAAGAACCUCUUCACGCACUUGGACGACGUCUCCGUCCUGCUCCAGGAGAUCAUCACGGAGGCCCGAAACCUCAGCAAUGCGGAGAUAUGCUCCGUGUUCCUGCUGGACCGGCUCAGCCACGAGCUGGUGGCCAAGGUGUUUGACGGCGGCGUGGUGGACGACGAGAGCUACGAGAUCCGCAUCCCCGCGGACCAGGGCAUCGCCGGGCACGUGGCCACCACCGGCAAGAUCCUCAACAUCAAGGACGCCUACUCCCACCCGCUCUUCUACCGCGGGGUGGACGACAGCACCGGCUUCCGCACCAGGAACAUCCUCUGCUUCCCCAUCAAGAACGAGAGCCAGGAGGUCAUCGGGGUGGCGGAGCUGGUGAACAAGAUCAAUGGUCCUUGGUUCAGCAAGUUUGACGAGGACCUGGCCACCGCCUUCUCCAUCUACUGCGGCAUCAGCAUCGCCCACUCGCUGCUGUACAAGAAGGUGAACGAGGCGCAGUACCGCAGCCACCUGGCCAACGAGAUGAUGAUGUACCACAUGAAGGUGUCGGACGAUGAGUACACCAAGCUGCUGAGCGAGGGCAUCCAGCCCGUGUCCACCAUCGACCCCAACUUCGCCAGCUUCACCUACACGCCGCGCUCGCUGCCCGAGGACGACACCUCCAUGGCCAUCCUGAGCAUGCUGCAGGACAUGAACUUCAUCAACACCUACAAGAUGGACCGUCACACGCUCACCAGGUUCUGCCUGAUGGUGAAGAAGGGCUACCGCGACCCCCCCUACCACAACUGGAUGCACGCCUUCUCCGUCUCCCACUUCUGCUACCUGCUCUACAAGAACCUGGAGCUCGUCAACUACCUGGAAGACAUCGAGAUCUUUGCCCUCUUCAUCUCCUGCAUGUGCCACGACCUGGACCACAGAGGCACCAAUAACUCCUUCCAGGUGGCCUCGAAAUCGGUCCUGGCCGCGCUGUACAGCUCAGAGGGCUCCGUCAUGGAGAGGCACCACUUCGCCCAAGCCAUCGCCAUCCUCAACAGCCAAGGCUGCAACAUCUUCGACCACUUCUCCCGCAAGGACUACCAGCGCAUGCUGGACCUGAUGAGGGACAUCAUCUUGGCCACCGACCUGGCCCACCACCUGCGCAUCUUCAAGGACCUCCAGAAGAUGGCGGAAGUGGGCUACGACCCCAAGAACAAGCAGCACCACAGCCUGCUGCUCUGCCUGCUCAUGACCUCCUGCGACCUCUCCGACCAGACCAAGGGCUGGAAGACCACCAGAAAGAUCGCGGAGCUGAUCUACAAGGAGUUCUUCUCCCAGGGUGACCUGGAGAAGGCCAUGGGCAACCGCCCGCUGGAGAUGAUGGACCGGGAGAAAGCCUACAUCCCUGAGCUGCAGAUCAGCUUCAUGGAGCACAUCGCCAUGCCCAUCUACAAGUUGCUGCAGGACCUCUUCCCCAAGGCGGCGGAGCUCUACGAGAGGGUGGCCAGCAACCGGGAGCAGUGGACGAAGGUGUCCCACAAAUUCACCAUCCGGGGUUUGCCCAGUAACAACUCCCUGGACUUUCUGGAUGAGGAGUACGACCCGCAAGCCCCCGACCCCCACCUCAACGGCUGCCUGGAGCCCGAAGGGGGGCGGCCCGAGGCGGGGGCCGAGUGAGGGGAACGAUGGGGGGGACACCACGGCCGGGGCUGGGGGCCAGGAGCGUCCCCAACCCUCGUCCUCCAGCCCAUGGGGAGGAGGUUUGGGGGGACAUCGAUGACUCCGGACCAACACGGUGAGGUCUGCACCCUGCCAGCACCCACCGUCGGUCCUUCCCCACCGGUGGGGUGACCGUCCCCUCCCUCCGGGGCAGGUCUUUGGGUGUCCCCUCCACCCGGUGAUCCCUGGACCCCUCUUUGCUGGGACUCUGCCUCGAUGGCCAGGGACACCGGGGGGGCACCGUGGGGCCGGGGGAUGGAUGUAAUUUAAAUUGCCUUAAGGCUGCAGGUCCUGUCCCCGCGGGGUGACAAUGGGGACGACAUCCUCGGUGGAAGCACCCCUGGAGGGGUCGUCCCCCUCAAAUGGGGCUGUGGGUCUGCGGGGGUCAGCGGGACGGAGGAGGACGGCAUGGGGCAGUGGGAGAGCUGGUGGGGUGGGCUGCAGGGCAUGGCAGGGGUGGGGGGGUGUCCCCGUGGACCCCAGAGGGGGCACGAGGCUGUGGGAGUUGGGGGCUGGGAGGUCUGAGGACAGAGGAGUCAGGAUCGGGCCCAUGGGAGGAGGCACCCAAGGCGGGAUGGCCACGGCCACGGGGAUGGGGAUGCUCUGCCUGCAUCUCCUGCCAGGUCCUGCCAGACCGACCCCACACGCUGCAGAACCAGGUCCUGCCUCCCCCCAGCACCUGCUGGGCAGCUGUUGGCUAAAAGAGCCCCCCCCCCGCCACCCCGGGGACCCCCCGGACCCCCUCACCCGUGGAAGGACUCGUGUCCCUCGCCCAGCCCGGUCCCACGCGGCCACGUCCCCUGCAAGGGCUACGUGCGUGCAAGGCUGGGGGGGCUCCUGCUCCUGCUCCGCACGCGCGGGGGGCUGCGCUCCCACAGGGACACCGCAGAGGGUCUGGUCCCCGCCGGGUCCCCAGCACGUCGGUGUUUCUGUAGCUCGGCACCACGGUGCCCACCCGGGAGCCUCCUCUCUGCAAGUGGCAGCACCGGUGACCAUGUCCAUGGGCAUCCCCACCUUGCAGUGGCUUCACUCCUCCUGCCGUGCUGAUCACCAUGCGUGGACCUGCCAGCGUCCCGUGGUUCUUCUGGGCCUGCAGACCACCGUGCAUGGACCCUGAUGGUCUCCUGUGGUCCUUCUGAUCCCAUCAACCGCCGUGCAUGGACCCUGCCAUCCUCCUCUGGUCCCGCUGAUUGCCAUGCAUAGACUUUACCAUCCUCCUGUGGACCCUCUGGUCCUGCAGACCACCAUGCAUGGACAGUGAUGGCCUCCUGUGGUCCUUCUGGUCCUACUUGGCACCAUGCAUGGGGCCUGCUGGCCUCCCACCAUCCCUCCUGCCCUGCUGACUGCCGCGCAUGGACCCUGCCAUCCUCCCGUGGUCCUUCUGGUCCUACAGACCAUCAUGCAUGGAUGGUGAUGGCCUUCUGUGAUCCCUCUGGUCCUACUGAGUGCCAUGCAUGGAUCCUGCUGGCCUCCUGUGGUCCCUCCGGACCAACUGACUGCCAUGCAUGGCCCCUGCCAUUGUCCCAUGGUCCCUCUGGUCCUGUUGAGCACCAUGCAUGGAUGGCGAUGGCCUCCUGUGGUCCCUCCGGACCAACUGACUGCCAUGCAUGGCCCCUGCCAUUGUCCCAUGGUCCCUCUGGUCCUGUUGAGCACCAUGCAUGGACGGUGAUGGCCUCCUGUGGUCCCUCUGGUCCUACAGUCCACCAUGCAUGGAUGGUGAUGGUCCCCUGUGGUUUCUCUGGUCCUACCGAGCACCAUGCAUGGACAUUGAUGGCCUCCUGCAGUUGCUCCUCUCCUACUGACCACCAUGCAUGGAGCCUGCUAGCCUUUCCCGUGGUCCCUCCAGUCCCACAACCCACUGUGCAUGGACCCCCCCUCAGCCAGCCCCGCAGGGUCCCUCCAGCUGCGCGUGACCCAGGUCUGUGUCACCCCAACCAAAGCCACCCGAAACGCCCACGAGCAGGGGAGCCGGGGCGGGGUGAGCCCCCACAAGCAGCUCACCUUGCCGGGCUUGAGCCGAAGGAGGGCUGGGGGUGAGGGUGGGUGCUGAGCCCUGAGGGAUUGGGGUGCUGCAUCACCCGGCUCAUGGGAGCUGCCGGGUUCACCGUUGCGGCAGGCGAAGGUGAUGGCAGCGGCACGGUGAAAUCCUAGCGCUGCCGAAGUUGGUCCCACCGGGGUCGGUCCCACCGGGGCGAAGGGCAGCCCGGGUGCCACCACGGGGCCGUUCGCCGCCCCAUCCCCGCUCCACCACAGCGUCCCACGGCACCGUCCCCGCGCCGAGCCCCGGCGAUGCCGCAGCGGGUCCCAGCGCCGCGGCUCCCUCCCAGAUUUGGGCUGUGGGGCGGCCGCUCCUCUCAUCGUCUCAUCUGCAAGCAACGCCGCGCCUGUUUUCUCGGGGUACCCAGAGAGCGCAUGUCUGCGGGAGCAGCGGGAGCCCCCAAAGCCGAGCUGCUCCCCAGGGACGGGGACGCGGUGACCUGAAUUCCUUUUGCCUUACCUACUCGGAGAUGCCUUUAGCGAGAUGCUUUGCCCAAACCCCGGUAGGACCUGCCCGGUGACCGCUGGCCCACGGCUUCGCCUUUGAGACCCCCUCAAGCCCUGCGAUGACACGGAGGGGGGUGUGUGUGUGUAUGGGGGUGUGCAGGGACGGUCCCAGAAGGCAGUGAACCCCCAAACUGCAAGAGGAGGAAGGCGGCUCCAGCCCCGGCGUGACGCUGGCACGGCUGUGCCACCAACGUGCCGAUGGGCACAACCGCUCCCGGCUAGUACCCGCAGCCCGGUGCCAAUUCGGGGGUGCCCGGUGAUGCGGGGGGGGGGGUCUUGCUGAUGCCAACGGAUCCGGGGUGGGUCCUGCAGUGGGGUGCCGCAUCCCGGGUACCACGCGGGGAUGCUCGUUUCCCAGCCGUAUCCCACUUUUCCAGCCCCCGCCGCUGGUGUGCGUAGGUGGUCGAUGCUUUCCCGGCUCCCGCCCCUGUACAUACCCUCGUGGGUACCGGGGAGCGUGCCCGGCACCCCGCCCAGCUCACCCAUCAGCGUGCACGGGCGUGCGUGGGUGUGCAAAACCUCCUCCGGCUUUUCUGUCCUCCCCUCUCGUGGCGCUGGAUGUUCUGGGCUCCACCGGAGUCCGAGGAGGAGACGACUUCUCCUUCUCCUUGUUCUUCUCCUUCUUCUUUUUCUUCUCCUUCUCCUUUUUUUUUUUUUGGUGGGUUUUGGUUUUCCUAAAUAAAUUUCAUACGUCGAUCUCCC
This is a messenger RNA of Grus americana (Whooping crane), 6325 nucleotides long. RefSeq names its product phosphodiesterase 2A (gene PDE2A). Gene Ontology annotation, cellular component: mitochondrial matrix; nucleus; mitochondrial inner membrane. Gene Ontology annotation, molecular function: protein homodimerization activity; 3',5'-cGMP-stimulated cyclic-nucleotide phosphodiesterase activity; 3',5'-cyclic-AMP phosphodiesterase activity. The transcript has 31 exons. Bases 200 to 3037 code for a protein of 945 amino acids. Gene Ontology annotation, biological process: negative regulation of receptor guanylyl cyclase signaling pathway; cGMP catabolic process; regulation of mitochondrion organization. The record is from RefSeq and is a predicted model, not a curated record. NCBI's taxonomy places the organism in Eukaryota, Metazoa, Chordata, Aves, Gruiformes, Gruidae.